AUGAUUUACGUGAACUUCUUAAUAAAUUUCAUCUUUUUGAAAUUUAUUUUGGCAACAUCUCAAAUCAACCCUUAUUAUACUGAUUGGUUUAGUGAUAAUGAAAGUAUCAAUGUUUUACAACAUGAUUGUUUUCGUGUUCCUGCUUAUAUGAAUGAAAAUAACCGAAUCAAUCGAGAAUUACUAACAUAUUGUAUGAGUGAAUCGCUAACAAAAUAUCAUAUUGAAGUGAACAAUUUGUUUCAAAAGUUCACUUUCACUGAACUUGCCAAACAGAACAUAACUAGUUAUCAAUUAUAUAUAUGGUCAGCACCAAUUGAUAUUGCAGAACGUUAUCAACUCUAUUUAAAACAAAUAUCAGCAUCAAAUACAAGUAAUCAUUCUUCGGAUAAAGAUACUUUUUAUAAUUGUACAUUUCCAAGAUUUGGUUUAUCAUGUCAAUAUCAAAUAAAUAUUUUUAAUGAAAAUUAUACAUCUUUAUAUAAUAUGAUUAUUGACUAUUAUGAAAGCAAGUCGACUUUGACUAAUAUCAUUUGUUAUACUCAUUUAGAAUGCAAUCGUGGUCCAUUUCCAGCUUGUUUAGAUUGGAAAGAAAUUUGUGAUGGUCAAAUUGAUUGUAUGGAUAAUAAAAUAGAUGAAGAACAUUGCUUAGAUAUUGAAAUACAUGUAUGCAACGAUAAUGAAUUUCGAUGUACGAACGGUCAAUGUAUACCAAUAUCGUUUCUUAAUGAUGAUGCUGAUAUUUCAGAUUGUGCUGAUCGAUUGGACGAGUUUAUGAAAGGAAUGAAAGUAGGAGUACAUUUUCAAAAUAAACCACCGUUAUUUCAAAAUGAAGAGGAAAAAUCUUUAUCGAUACCCCUUGGAAAUGUUGACUUACCUAGGCG
Messenger RNA from Rotaria sp. Silwood1, 881 nucleotides. Lineage: Eukaryota; Metazoa; Rotifera; Eurotatoria; Philodinida; Philodinidae. The record is from the annotation of a GenBank genome assembly.